Messenger RNA from Phymastichus coffea, 3548 nucleotides. Its product is annotated as solute carrier family 53 member 1-like. The record is from RefSeq and is a predicted model, not a curated record. Gene Ontology annotation, molecular function: inositol hexakisphosphate binding. The transcript has 9 exons. Gene Ontology annotation, cellular component: cytoplasm; Golgi apparatus; plasma membrane. NCBI's taxonomy places the organism in Eukaryota, Metazoa, Arthropoda, Insecta, Hymenoptera, Eulophidae. Bases 1335 to 3212 code for a protein of 625 amino acids. Gene Ontology annotation, biological process: cellular response to phosphate starvation; phosphate ion transport.
UGUGUUAAGGCUUGGCAAGAGCCCGUUAAUCGCGCACUCGCUUACAACUCGCGAUGGAGUAACGAUGGAGUUUUGUGAAUAGGCGGUUAAGUAAUUCGAUGUCAAGGACGUGCAGAGCGUUAUUACGUUAGCGGAUUAGUUCACUCUGGAGGUUAAUUAGAUAUUUGGAAAUCCGAUCGGUGUGCUCAAAUUUUGUUGUUUUUUUUUAUCGAGUAAAUCAAAGACUAGCCAAGUUAUGGUUUGGCUAAGCGCGAAACAUUGCCGGCCGAUUGACACUUACAUUGCGUCAAUUAUUAGAUAGGAAACGUUUGUUUCUUCGGUACUCCAGGUAAAACACGCGAAUGUCGUUACGUUAUCUUCAAAAGGAACGAGCGGUAUAAUUAUUUUGCAGCCGUAAAGUCGUGCGAAGACGAUACACGCGCGCGUGUGAUAAUUUUGACAGUGGAAAUAUACAUGUGCACAAAAAGAAGAGCGUUACACUGCGUUUAGUCGCGUACCCGCGGACGCUCGCCGCAUCGUGCCGAGAAAAUCCAAAGCUUGUUACGCAUUUUUAGCAAGUUUUCCUCGGUUACUGACAACGGGCGUCAAUCAGCGAAUCAACGCCGAACGCAACGGCCUCGGUAUUCAUUGCACAACAAACUCCAUCUACACUCGACGAGUCGAACUUGGUCGACAUACGUAUAUAACGAGAGUAAAAUCUUGCCCCGCGCUCCGCGUGCGAAUCAGUUUUAGUUUUUAGUUUAGUUUUAAUAGAUGGCGGUGGCUCCCUUUGCGAGCGCGAUUUUUGUUAUUAUAACGCUGUCGGGGAGAAGGACCCAUCUCUAGAAGCAUCCGGACUAUUUAAACAUAGUGUUUUAAUCGCUUCUAUGAAAAGAGCGUCAAAGAGUAACUAGAGUGCCAAUAUAAAUAUACUGGACCGAAUUUGAGUCACCGGAGCUACAAUCAAUCCUGGCACGUACAUUAUUUAAAAGAAGCCCAAACUCCCGCAUGACGGACUGACGUGUUUUAUCCGCCAAGCCACCGCGGCUCGUGUGCAAAUCUUGCGCAAUGCCGUGCCAGCUGAUGCCGCCGCCGAGUGCUUCGGAUCACGCCGAUUAGCCCCCGCGGCUUAAUUAUUAACGUCAGCACGCUGUUUGCGAAGCCGCCGCGUGAUUCGAUCGUUUGCCAAAGUAACAGCUGUCGAUGCGUCGGCGUCUCUCGGCGAUUCUCAGCUGCGACAUUUGCCCGGAUUGCACGCGCUGUCGGUGUAGACCAGUCAGUGAGUGGAGUAGACGCUACGUUGCCUUUUCUUUCGAACAAGAGCGGUUCAAGGUAUUCAGCUAAACAUUUAUACUAUGAAAUUCAAAAAGCAAUUGGCUGCCAAAAUUACUCCAGAAUGGAAGAAGCAAUACAUAAACUACCAAGAGAUGAAAGAAAUGCUGGUUAAAGCGGUCAAAGAAGCGCCUUCUCCAGAGACAGCCAGCCCCGACAUGGUCAUUCAAUAUUUCACGUCGUUCGAUCAAUUAUUUUUCUCCCUUUGCGAGGAAGAAUUAAUGAAAAUCAACGCAUUCUACGGUGAACAUUAUUUAGAUCAACUGGUCGAAGCGACGACAAGAUACGAGACUCUUCGAAGCGCACUGAAAGCCACCUUGGAAAUGACUAACCACAAGAACAAAUCCACCUCGAGCAAGCAACUGCAAAGACUGAAUGAAGCGUUCUCCGAGUUCUACUACCUUCUCAACCUUUUACAAAGCUACCGGGAUCUCAACUACGCGGGAUUCGUCAAGCUACUCGCCAAACACGAUAUAUUGCUGUCUGUUGAAUCCGGAUCCGCGUGGAGAGUAGAACGCGUCGAUCGUGCGCAAUUCUACUCUUCCGAGCAAGUUGAAAAACUGAUCCAGGAUACAGAGGCAACUGUGACAGAUGUGCUAACCGGUAAUGAUCGUCGACGAGCCGUGCAGAUGUUGAAAGUGCCAAGCGACAAUCAGCGACAAGGAUUCUGGCUGGCUUUCAGGAUUGGCAUGUUCGCCGCCAGUUUCGUACUACUUUCAACUGCCGUUGUACUGUCAAUACUGUCCUGUAACGGUAACGACAAUCUGCAAGUAGCCUUCAAGCUCUAUAGGGGGCCCCUUUUGACCCUUCAGCUUCUCUUUCUCUUUGGCAUCAACGUCUAUGGUUGGCGAAUCGCUGGCGUCAAUUAUGUUUUACUAUUCGAACUGGAUCCUCGAAGGCAUUUGACGGAGAAACACAUCGUCGAAAUUGCGCUGAUGUUGGGCGUCAUGUGGAAUCUCAGUCUAUUGGCUUUUCUACGUAGUCCAAUUUUUAAUAUCCCGCCUUACGUUCAUCCUCUGGCUUUCUUCGUUUUCUUACUAAUGUUUAUAGUAAACCCUGUCAAUGUACUUUACCGGGAUACUCGGUACUGGUUCAUAAAUAUUGUCGUAAGUCUUAUUCAACAGUGGAUGUUUCGAGUUCUCACGGCGCCUAUCACUUGCGUCAACUGUUCAGAUUUUUUACUAGGGGACCAACUAAUCAGCUUCGUCACACCUUUUCUCGAUUAUCACUUUUUGAUCUGCUUUUACGCUUCAAACGAUAAUUGGUGGACGGCAUCGAAUACAACUUAUUGUACUAAAGGUUGCCUCAUCACCAGAACUAUCGUUAGUCUGCUACCGGGCUGGUUCCGAUUCGCUCAAUGUGUUAGAAGAUACAGAGAUACAAAAGCUGCCAUUCCACAUUUAGCAAAUGCUGGAAAAUAUUUUACCAUUAUUAUGGCUUGGAUUAUGGCUGGUUUACGCGAAGGUUUCGAAGACCAAUUAAAGAAUAUAUGGCAAGGUCCGUGGUUUUGGAUUUGGUUUACUAGUAAUUUUAUUAUGGCCACGUACUGCUUUUUCUGGGAUAUCAAAAUGGAUUGUGGAUUCUGGGAUUCUAAUGCAAAGAGAAACAAGCUUUUGAGGGAUGAAUUGAUUUACCCUUCGAUUAGUUUGUACUACUUGUUUAUGGUUCAAGAUUUCAUCCUGAGAUACAUAUGGAUUUUGUCACUGAUACUUAACAAAAAUGGAAUAGUGACUAGCGAAUCACUGACAUCUAUUAUGGCAUCUUUAGAAAUUUUCAGAAGAUUUAUCUGGAACUUCUUUAGAAUGGAAUACGAACAUUUAGGUAACUUGAGUAAAUUACGCGCGGUAAGAGAUAUCCCCGUCAAAACCGCCAAAGAUUCUAAUAACAAAAUACAAAUUUAAUGCACAAUUGGAGAAAAUAAAUACUACAAUCGAGAGCUGCGACAGGAUACAGCAUUCAAUACUUGGCAGUUUAUAGUGUAUUUAAUAUUGUAGCAUAUACUCAAUAAUUGUGCAUUUAUAGAUUUUUUGUUAUUUUAUUAUUUUUCUAGUGCGGAAAAUAGUUGUAUUCUAACAUUUUCGAUAGAUUUAAUUAUACUUCUGUUUUACAUUCUGAUAUUUUACACUCCGAAUUGCUUUUUAUUACCAGAUGCUGUACUUAUUUUUUAUAUUUAAAUAUUGUGUAUGGAUAGCACAAAUUUUCUUAUUAUAGUACCAUGUAAAAUAUCUAAAGAUUAA